AACUGUGAAGAAAGCGGUCAGUCCGGAAAAUCACACGAAGAAGAAGAAGUAAACGGAAGUGAACAGUGACCAAGAACAAUUUCCACAUUUGCGUUUUUAUUGUUGUUAUUUAGACGUUUAUUAACACUCUGGAACUCAAAAUAUGACUCAUUUAACUACACAGCAUCACAUACUUACCCAAGAUAGUGUUUAAUUCGCACUGUAGACAGGACUUGGUUGAUAGAUUGUUUCUAGGUAACGCUAGCUAGCUGCUAACAAUGGCUAACUGUAUGGUUUUUCACUCUCAAAUAGCCACCAUUAUGGAGGUGCUAGCGAAUGCAGCCGUGGCAGACAUCUGUAAACUCGUAGACAACGACUAUGCAGUGUUUCGUUUGGAAAUAACUCAAAGCCAGAAAGAAAACAGGACAUUGCGGAGGAAACUACAGCUACUGGAACAGAAGGUGGCACGGGAGCGCGCAGAGAGGACAAUGCGAGAGCGCGUCCUCGCCAGUCGACCAAGUAGUGUCAAGAUCCUCGACCGAUACAGAGGAAUGGCAAGAGGACAUCUCACUGGAGCCUACAGGAGCUUUGUGAAGCCAGCGAUAGACAAUACAUGGAGAGAUGACCAACCAAUCACUGUUGAUGAGUCUGCAGAUACAGAGGUUGCAUGUCCUGGGGUCAAGCAGGAGAGAACUGAAGGACAGGACACAAGACACAGCAGAGACAUCCAGACUGGAGCGCCCCCUUUAUCCACAGAGGAACCCGCCGCCUCGCCCCAGCCCAGGACCAGACACAGCAUCACGGAGGAGGAGGAGGGUCCAGAGGUGCUGCUGGUGAAGGAGGAGGGGUGUGAGGAGGGUCUGGGGAACCCUGAGGGGACCAUGUUCAUAGAGGACAACCAGACUACACCUCCUCCUGAACCCACAGAAAAACCAGCUGAGCAGCACAGGACCACACACUGUCUCACUGAGUCAGUAGACAUGGAGGAUGGGAAGCCUGAUCUGCUGCUAGUCAAAGUGGAGACAAUAGAGGACGGACCAGAGAGCAUUGACCUGCUGAGUGGACUAAAGAUGGGGGAGCAAGGUGGUUGGCUGGAGGCUAACAGAGGAGACUGGGCGGCCAUCUUGGAUUCCCAGACCCAGACGGGUGCAGCCAAGGACCCAGGAGACAACAUCACUGAGCAGGCCAGAACCAGAGGCGACAUAGUGGACGUCAGUGGAUGGGACAGCGUCUUCAACUCUGGACUUGGGAACAACACUGUUAACCACAACCAGAAACAGACAUUCGAACACAAAACAACAACCAAACAUAGUCUCCAUGACAACAGACUGGCUGAGACCAGGGUGAGGCGUAGAUUUGGUGUGCGGGGACAGGGAGGUGUCCGUAUGCGGCUGGAGAGAAUAGACACAGACUCGGCUAGCGAUGUUCCGUCCUGCUCCUAUAGUUGUGAUUCAGAGAGACUGAUGGUGCCUCAGGUUAACCCCCUAACAGGUGCUGCCUUCAGCCUGCCUUCUAUAGGAUCUAUCAACUGGAACAUGGACCCUGCGACAACACAGACACUCCCUGGCCUUCGUCCUCCUCACAGUCUCCUAAUGUUAAACCAGACCUCAGACAAUGCCAGUUCCUCAACACUAAAUGGCUACACAAGCCCGUUAACAAAUGACAGUAGUAGAGACGGAAUUGGUAAAGCUGGCAGCGCCAAAGAGAAGUGCUUCCCAUGUUCAUUCUGUGGGAAAGCCUUCCGUUUUCCCAAACAGGUGGAGAUCCAUCAGAGGAUGCACACGGGGGAGAAACCAUUCAACUGUAUCCAGUGUCACAUGCGCUUCGCCCGGGCUGGUCACCUGAAGAGCCAUCAGAAGGUCCACACAGGGGAGAAACCCUUCAGCUGCCUCCAGUGUGAGAAGAGGUUCCCCCACCAGCACCAGCUGAAGAGGCACCUGAAGGUCCACACGGGAGAGAGGCCUUUUGCCUGUACGCACUGCGAGAAGAGGUUCUCAGAGAGGAGCUACCUCAGGAUACACCAGCAGAAAAUGCACACGGCCCAUGUAUAGAGUAUAGUGACAUGUCAUGUACAUUUACAUUUUAGUCAUUUAGCAGACGCUCUUAUCCAGAGCGACUUACAGGAGCAAUUAGGGU
Coregonus clupeaformis (lake whitefish) is the source of this 2115-nucleotide messenger RNA. Its product is annotated as neurotrophin receptor-interacting factor homolog. The transcript has 6 exons. Bases 258 to 2030 code for a protein of 590 amino acids. Gene Ontology annotation, biological process: regulation of transcription by RNA polymerase II. NCBI's taxonomy places the organism in Eukaryota, Metazoa, Chordata, Actinopteri, Salmoniformes, Salmonidae. The record is from RefSeq and is a predicted model, not a curated record. Gene Ontology annotation, molecular function: RNA polymerase II cis-regulatory region sequence-specific DNA binding; DNA-binding transcription factor activity.